CAACUCUGGUGCCAACUUUACGUUUUCCCCUUGAAACAAAAGGCUUCCAUAAUCCUAAGUAACUUCUCUCUCAGUCUCAGUUUCGAAAGCUAAGAGAAAAAGAAGAGUAAGAGAAGAAGAGAUGGAGAGGAAGGCUAUAGUUUUAUGCAGUGUUGUGGGUUUUUUGGGGAUAUUAUCGGCCGUAACUGGCUUUGCUGCUGAAGCUACUAGGAUUCAGGCUUCGCAAGUUAAGUUUGUUUCCUCUACACAAUGUCAAUACCCCCGGAGUCCUGCACUUGGCCUUGGCUUAACUGCAGCAGUGGCGCUUCUGAUAGCUCAAAUAAUUAUAAAUAGUUCAACUGGGUGUAUUUGUUGCAAAAGAACCCGUCAAUCUUGGAACUCUAACUGGACAAAAGCUCUUGUCUUCUAUGUUGUUUCUUGGUUCACAUUUGUUAUAGCUUUCCUUCUCUUACUAACUGGUUCCGCACUCAAUGAUCAACAUGGUGAAGAGAGUGUGUACUUUGGCAACUACUAUUGCUAUGUUGUGAGACCUGGGGUCUUCGCUGGGGGUGCUGUCUUAGCUCUUGCAAGUGUCACUCUUGGAAUCUUCUAUUAUCUCACUUUAAACGUGGCAAAGGACAGUACUGGUCCUUGGGGCAAUGCACCUGUUCCUAAUCAAGGUGGCAUAGCCAUGGGACAACCUCAGUUCCCGCCCCAGAGCUCUCAAGAUCCUGUUUUUGUUCAUGAAGAUACUUAUAUCAGGCGGCAAUUUGCUUGAUCAGAAAAUCGCCCAUGAAAACAAUCGACGUAUUUUUCUCCAGGUGUCAUUGGCAUUUUGGCUCCUGUUAGUCUUGAAAUCAGUUUCGUUGUUGCAUUAUGGGGGCUGACGGCGUCAAAACGGAGCUAGAUGGUAUUGAUACGGGUCCAGUAUCAAGCUAUAUUGAAUUGUGAAAGUUCUUUUCUUUUUCUUGUAUAUUUUAUGUGAGAUAGUUUUCUGGCUGCAUGAAUUGCUUGUAAUCAAUUUCUCUUAAGAUUUCCCGUUUCAGC
Messenger RNA from Theobroma umbraticum, 1026 nucleotides. Its product is annotated as transmembrane protein, putative (DUF1218). Lineage: Eukaryota; Viridiplantae; Streptophyta; Magnoliopsida; Malvales; Malvaceae. The record is from RefSeq and is a predicted model, not a curated record.